This is a messenger RNA of Notechis scutatus (mainland tiger snake), 1773 nucleotides long. RefSeq names its product frizzled class receptor 10 (gene FZD10). NCBI's taxonomy places the organism in Eukaryota, Metazoa, Chordata, Lepidosauria, Squamata, Elapidae. Gene Ontology annotation, molecular function: transmembrane signaling receptor activity; Wnt-protein binding. Gene Ontology annotation, cellular component: membrane. Gene Ontology annotation, biological process: non-canonical Wnt signaling pathway; canonical Wnt signaling pathway. The record is from RefSeq and is a predicted model, not a curated record.
AUGAGCUGCGGGCGACGGCGGCGGAGCUCCAGACCGACGCUGGGCGUGGUGUUGCAUCUGGUGUGCUCCUGUUUCGGCAUCAGCUCCAUCGACACCGACCGGCCCGGCGACGGUCGGUGCCAACCCAUCGAGAUCCCCAUGUGCAAAGACAUCGGCUACAACAUGACCCGCAUGCCCAACUUGAUGGGCCACGAGGACCAGCAGGACGCGGCCAUCCAACUCCACGAGUUCGCCCCGCUGGUGGAGUACGGCUGCCACGGCCACCUCAAAUUCUUCCUCUGCUCCCUCUAUGCCCCCAUGUGCACCGAGCAGGUGUCCACGCCCAUCCCAGCCUGCCGGGUGAUGUGCGAGCAGGCGCGGCUCAAGUGUUCGCCCAUCAUGGAGCAGUUCAACUUCAGGUGGCCGGACUCCCUGGACUGCAGCAAACUGCCCAACAAGAAUGACCCCAACUACUUGUGCAUGGAAGCCCCCAGCAACGGCUCCGAGGAACCUCCCCGGGGGUCCAGCAUGCUCCCUCCCAUGCUGUGGCCCCAGAGGCCCCACAGCGCUGCUCACGACCUGACCCAGCAGAAGGACGGGCUGGGCCGGCUCUCCUGCGAGAACCCCGGGAAGUUCCACCACGUGGAGAAGAGCGGAUCUUGUGCUCCUCUUUGCACCACCGGGGUGGACGUUUACUGGAGCUGGGAGGACAAGCGGUUUGCGGUCAUCUGGAUGGCGGUGUGGUCCAUCCUCUGCUUCUUCUCCAGCGCCUUCACCGUCCUGACCUUCCUGGUCAACCCCCAGCGCUUCAAGUACCCCGAGAGGCCCAUCAUCUUCUUGUCCAUGUGCUACUGCGUCUACUCCGUGGGCUACAUUGCCCGCCUCUUCUCCGGCGCGGAGAACAUCGCCUGCAACCCGGACAGCGGCCAACUCUACGUCAUUCAAGAAGGCUUGGAGAGCACCGGCUGCACCUUGGUCUUCCUCAUCCUCUACUACUUUGGCAUGGCCAGCUCCUUGUGGUGGGUGGUCCUGACUUUGACGUGGUUCCUGGCCGCGGGGAAGAAGUGGGGCCACGAGGCCAUUGAAGCCAACAGCAGCUACUUUCACUUGGCAGCUUGGGCCAUCCCUGCGGUGAAGACUAUUAUGAUCUUAGUCAUGCGCCGGGUGGCCGGAGAUGAGUUGACGGGCUUGUGCUACGUUGGCAGCAUGGACGUCAAUGCGCUGACUGGCUUCGUGCUCGUCCCUCUGGCUUGCUAUCUCAUUGUGGGGACGUCCUUCAUCCUUUCGGGCUUCGUGGCUCUCUUCCACAUCAGGAGGGUGAUGAAAACUGGCGGGGAGAACACCGACAAGCUGGAGAAGCUCAUGGUGAGGAUCGGGGUCUUCUCCGUCUUGUAUACCGUGCCAGCUACGUGCGUCAUCGCGUGUUACUUUUACGAAAGGCUGAACAUGGGUUACUGGAGGGUUUUGGCCACCCAGCAAAAAUGCAAGGUCAACAACCACACCAAGCACCCGGACUGCACCAUGAGCGACUCCAUUCCGGCCGUGGAGAUCUUUAUGGUCAAGAUCUUCAUGCUGCUGGUGGUGGGCAUUACCAGCGGGGUUUGGAUUUGGACCUCCAAAACUCUGCAGUCCUGGCAAGGGGUUUGCAGCCGGAGGAUCAAGAACAGGACUCGGAGAAAAUCCACCAGCAUGGUGGCAGGUGGGAGUCUUUACAAAAAGACGAGCCAGCUGCCUCUGCCCAAAGUUCGCCACGCAAAGUAUGAGCCGGCUUUGCAACCCCCGACUUGCUUGUGA